CGGUGAGGCUCGGGAAUAAAAGAGCGCGGCGUUCUCUCAGCGGCAUCAUCGUCGUCAUGGCCUUCCUCUGGAUUGUCUCCUGCCUCGCCUUCGUCAGCGCCGCCUACGGCUGCGGCACCCCCGCCAUCCCUCCCGAGGUGACCGGGUAUGCCCGCAUUGUCAACGGAGAGGAGGCGGUGCCUCACUCCUGGCCCUGGCAGGUGUCCCUGCAGCAAUCCAACGGCUUCCACUUCUGCGGCGGCUCGCUGAUCAACGAGAACUGGGUGGUGACGGCCGCCCACUGCAACGUCAAGACCUACCACCGCGUGAUCGCCGGAGAGCACGAUAAGGGCUACGGCUCCAACGAGGCGGUGCAGCAGCUGAGGCCCGCCAAGGUGUUCACCCACCCCAAGUGGAACCCCCGCACCAUCAACAACGACAUCGCCCUCAUCAAGCUGAGCUCGCCCGCCCGCCUGGGCACCAACGUGUCCCCCGUCUGCCUGGCCGAGUCCAGCGACUCCUUCGCCCCCGACACGACCUGCGUCACCUCGGGUUGGGGCCUGCAACGCUACAACGCUCCCAGCACCCCCAACAAGCUGCAGCAAGCCUCCCUGCCCCUGCUGUCCAACGAGCAGUGCAAGAGGCACUGGGGAAGCAACAUCUCUGACCUCAUGAUCUGCGCCGGAGGAGACGGAGCCACUUCCUGCAUGGGAGACUCCGGCGGCCCUCUGGUGUGCGAGAAGGACAACGCCUGGACUCUGGUCGGCAUCGUGUCCUGGGGAAGCAGCCGUUGCUCCACCUCCACCCCCGCCGUCUACGCCCGCGUCACCGAGCUCCGCGCCUGGGUGGACCAGAUCCUGGCCAGCAACUACCAAAGAACAUGCGAAUGGUCGUCAUCAUCAGCUGCAAACUUCCCACAACCUGUCCAAAUACCGUAUUCUGGCUCCGCCUCCCCCGCCGACCGCGUCCAAUCAGGGUCCGGCUUGGUGUAUAAAAGCUGGCGGCUGAGACGGAGAAAGCAUGAUCGAGCCAUGGCCUUCCUGUGGAUCCUCUCUUGCCUCGCCUUCGUCGGCGCCGCCUACGGUUGCGGCAGCCCCGCCGUCCCUCCCGUCAUCACUGGAUACUCUCGUAUCGUCAACGGUGAGGAGGCGGUGCCUCACUCCUGGCCCUGGCAGGUGUCCCUGCAGGACUACACAGGCUUCCACUUCUGCGGCGGCUCCCUCAUCAACGAAAACUGGGUGGUGACGGCCGCUCACUGCAACGUCAGGACCUCCCACCGCGUGAUUCUCGGCGAGCACGACCGCUCGUCCACGGCCGAGGACACCCAGGUGAUGAGGGUCGGCAAGGUGUUCAAGCACCCCCGCUACAACGGCUUCACCAUCAACAACGACAUCCUGCUCAUCAAGCUGGCCAGCCCCGCCCAGAUGAACAUGCGCGUGUCCCCCGUCUGCGUGGCCGACACCGGCGACAACUUCCCCGGCGGGAUGAAGUGCGUGACCAGCGGCUGGGGUCUGACCCGUCACAACGCUCCCGACACUCCCGCCCUCCUGCAGCAGGCCUCCCUGCCCCUGCUGACCAAUGAGCAGUGCCGUCGUUACUGGGGCAGCAGGAUCAGCAACCUGAUGAUCUGCGCCGGGGCCUCCGGAGCUUCCUCCUGCAUGGGCGACUCUGGCGGUCCCCUGGUCUGCCAGAAGGCCGGCGCCUGGACUCUGGUGGGUAUCGUGUCCUGGGGCAGCGGAACUUGCACGCCAACCAUGCCUGGCGUGUACGCCCGUGUCACCGAGCUCCGCGCCUGGAUGGACCAGACCAUCGCCUCCAACUGAGCAGUUUUUCCUUUCAAGUUCAAUAAAAACAUUUAAAUAAA
Nerophis ophidion (straightnose pipefish) is the source of this 1843-nucleotide messenger RNA. Its product is annotated as transmembrane protease serine 9-like. Gene Ontology annotation, molecular function: serine-type endopeptidase activity. The record is from RefSeq and is a predicted model, not a curated record. The transcript is spliced from 12 exons. Lineage: Eukaryota; Metazoa; Chordata; Actinopteri; Syngnathiformes; Syngnathidae. Gene Ontology annotation, biological process: proteolysis. Bases 57 to 1802 code for a protein of 581 amino acids.